AUGGAGCUUAAUGUUAAGCGCCCAAGUGCCGGGGCGCUGAAACGACCUUUGUUCGGAACCUACCAGCAUGGAAAUCAAGAGUUGCUCGUGCAGCCACCUUCACCUUUCGGAACCAGCCAUACCGUUACGGAAAGUGAAGAAACCAGUCCGACUGGAACAGACUUCCUAAUAAACCCUGAAUUCAAUGCAAGCAGAGUCGAACAGUUGGAAUCAUCAAAUGCCAAGGACUCCAACCGAACGAAGAGGCAGACAACUGAUUAUGAAGUUGAAAUCUUCUUCGUUAUCGACUACAGUCUUUAUUCAUUGUACGAAUUCGCAGAUAUCUGCGUGUAUAAGAACUGUAUCGGCUAUCUUCCCGGAGCUUGUAGUGACUGGAAAUACAGCAUCACCGAGGACCAUUUUGGGGCGCGUCUGAUUUCGACUGCAUCGCACGAGCUUGGGCAUAAUUUGUUCGCCCAGCAUGAUGGUACACUCGACGGUACUGGUGAUAACUGUUCCAGUGCCGAUAUGUUUGUGAUGGGUACACCUAGAAGCAUGUCAUCUGACGAUGUCAGAAACAUCCGCCAGUUCUCAUUUUCUUCAUGCUCAAUCGAUUACUUUACUGCGUACAUAAAGACGUUAAACACCGGCAAGAACUGUCUGGCAACACGCACCGCAAACUAUAACACAUCAGACCUAAACCCUUAUUUGGGUGACCUUGCCAGUCAGGUGUACACUCCAGAUCAGCAGUGUGAAUAUAUGCUUGGAGCCGGUUCCUAUCUCUCCAGGGUAUAAGCAUUUAUUUGUUAAUACCGAAGCUUUUUAAACAGUACC
Messenger RNA from Mya arenaria, 813 nucleotides. RefSeq lists its product as uncharacterized. The coding region runs from base 1 to 774 and encodes 257 amino acids. The record is from RefSeq and is a predicted model, not a curated record. Gene Ontology annotation, biological process: proteolysis. Gene Ontology annotation, molecular function: metalloendopeptidase activity. Lineage: Eukaryota; Metazoa; Mollusca; Bivalvia; Myida; Myidae. The transcript is spliced from 6 exons.